AGUCACAGUGCCAGUAGUCUGCGGGCUAGUCAGCGGUAACUAUCAGCGGACACCAGCUUGGUUAAAUUUUCUUUUUGUAUAUCCCAGUAUAAUUGAUGAAAAUUUCAUCUAACACUCUCAGCUGUGGUAGCAUAAAUGAUUUUGUAUUUAUUGGUGUGAUAUUUUAUACAUAAAUCCUAAGUAAAUUGCACUUGAAAAAUUGUAUACUCUUAUUAAUAAUAUAGUGUGCCUGUAAACAAUAUUCUUUGUAGGCUCGUGUUGAAUCAUUCAAUUAAUAAAUACAAUUUAAAAAAAGUAUAAGUCAAUGAUAAAAUGUCUCUUAAUAUCCAUACUCAGUUGCAGCAUUAUGCAGAAUUGAAAUAUUUUAUUUUUUUUGUAUUUAUAGUUCUUUAUUUUCAAAAAGAGUCAGUUGUUUUAGCGAGUUUUCCAGCUACAGGAGCUAUGGUAUGUUCUGCAUUUCUUGGCUUUCUGAUUGCACUGGAGUAAACAAGAUAUUGAUCAUAACUGCAUCCGAUGCGGCUAUCUUAGUCUGUUCGAUGAGGAGAAGUAGAAUUAAGGGCACUGGUCAUAUGCCUGAUCAACGACAAUACUGGAUCUUCGUUAGUGUAUAGCUUACAGCGAUACUUAUCUCAAUAUGGCUAUUUACCACCAUUAAAUCCAACCAACGGUGGUCUUGUCUCUGAGCAGACGAUGCAACGUGCUAUUGCAGAAUUCCAAUCAUUUGCCGGCCUUAAUAUAACAGAGCCUACAGAAGAGGGAGUGGACUGCACGCAUACUCAUGAGAGCCUGCACUGAGAUAAAUGUAGAGUUGGAUUAACCGGAAACUGGCAGUUUUUACCGGAGCGCUCAAGCAAAUGGUUUAAGGUUGAAUCUGCCUUAGCACUACCGCUGUUUUUACCUGACUGGGUAUUGGAUACUGAUACUGCUGCUUUAAUGUCCAUGCCCAGAUGUGGAGUAAAAGAUAGAGUUGGUGCUAGUUCAGAUGGCAGAUCCAAGAGAUAUGCUCUUCAAGGUUCAAGGUGGAGAGUGAAAAAACUUACCUAUAAAAUCAGUAAAUAUCCGAGGGUUUUGGAAAAAGGAGCUGUAGACAAAGAAAUUGCAAAAGCAUUUUCUGUUUGGUCCGAUUAUACAAACCUUCAGUUUACGCCAAAAAAAUCUGGACAAGUACAUAUUGAAAUAAGAUUUGAACGAGGUGAACAUGGAGAUGGUGAUCCCUUUGACGGUCCUGGUGGCACACUAGCACAUGCUUAUUUUCCUGUGUAUGGAGGAGACGCACAUUUUGAUGACACUGAACAAUGGACAAUAAAUAGUUUCCGAGGCACUAAUUUAUUUCAAGUAGCUGCUCAUGAGUUUGGCCACUCUCUUGGGCUAAGUCACAGUGACGUUAAAUCUGCCCUCAUGGCACCAUUUUACAGAGGGUAUGACCCAGACUUUUUAUUGGAAAGUGAUGACAUUCAAGGCAUACAGGCACUCUAUGGUUCCAAAAAUGAAGAUGGAGGCGAAUCAAAUAUUCAUCAGCGAACUACUCAUUUGCCUCCAUCAAGCGAAGAAGAUUCACAGCUUUGUUCUAAUCCAAAAAUAGAUACUAUCUUUAAUUCUGCUGAAGGUGAUACAUUUGUGUUUAGAGGUGACUUGUAUUGGAAAUUAACUACAGACGGAGUAGAGAGUGGAUAUCCGAGAUUAAUUAGCACGUCAUGGAAAAAUUUACCUGGAAAUAUAGAUGCUGCCUUUACUUACAAAAAUGGAAAAACCUAUUUUUUUAAAGGAUCUAAGUAUUGGAGGUACAUAGGGAGAAAAAUGGAUGGAGAUUAUCCAAAGGAUAUUAGUGAAGGAUUUACAGGUAUACCUGAUAAUCUAGAUGCUGUUACUGUAUGGACGGGCAACGGUAAAAUUUACUUUUACAAAGGAACCAAGUUCUGGCGAUUUGAUCCUUUACAAAAACCACCUGUUAAAAGUACAUAUCCCAAACUGAUUUCAAAUUGGGAAGGUAUACCAGAUAAUGUGGAUGCAUCGAUUACUUACCAUGGCUAUACAUACUUUUUUAAAGAUAAUGCAUAUUUCCGAUUCAAUGAUAGAUCUUUUUCAGUUGAUGUGGCAAGUCCAUCUUUUCCUAGAAGUAUAGCUUAUUGGUGGUUUGGUUGCAGAUCAACUAGUAAAGGCACUUUAGAAAAUGUUCAAUGGUUGUUGAAAAAUUCUCAGAACAAUUCAAUUUUAUACUCGAAAAAUUCUAAAGAAAUUAGCAGUGGAAUGUUUAAAAUAAAUAAAAGCUGUGCUCAUGAUAAUCAUGACGAUACUGCUUUGGAUACGUUAACAUAACUGAAUUAUAAAGAUACCUGAUCGUUAAUAAUUUUGUAAACCAAACUUGUUCCUACGGAAUGAAUAAAGAUAUUCAUACCGAUAUUAAAU
This is a messenger RNA of Nasonia vitripennis (jewel wasp), 2406 nucleotides long. It is a transcript of the gene Mmp1, whose product is annotated as matrix metalloproteinase 1. Gene Ontology annotation, cellular component: extracellular matrix. Gene Ontology annotation, biological process: proteolysis; collagen catabolic process; extracellular matrix organization. Lineage: Eukaryota; Metazoa; Arthropoda; Insecta; Hymenoptera; Pteromalidae. Bases 934 to 2316 code for a protein of 460 amino acids. The transcript is spliced from 11 exons. Gene Ontology annotation, molecular function: metalloendopeptidase activity; zinc ion binding. The record is from RefSeq and is a predicted model, not a curated record.